Molecule: messenger RNA, 1579 nt
Organism: Stomoxys calcitrans (stable fly)
Lineage: Eukaryota; Metazoa; Arthropoda; Insecta; Diptera; Muscidae
Gene: Cdc37
Product: hsp90 co-chaperone Cdc37
Exons: 4
Coding region: 131-1282 (383 amino acids)
Biological process (GO): protein folding; protein stabilization
Cellular component (GO): cytoplasm
Molecular function (GO): heat shock protein binding; protein-folding chaperone binding; protein kinase binding
Source: RefSeq, a predicted model, not a curated record
UCCCAUCAGGUAUUUGCAAUAGGUUGAGGUUUUUAUUCCAGUAAAUUCUAAACUUUUUUUCGCUCAAGACGCUGACAGUUAAGCAAAUUCGAAGACAUUAAACAAUCACUGAUUUGUGACAGGCCAAAAUAUGGUAGACUACAGUAAAUGGAAAAAUAUUGAGAUAUCUGAUGAUGAAGAUGAUACCCACCCAAAUAUUGAUACUCCGUCACUAUUUCGUUGGCGCCAUCAGGCAAGAGUUGAACGUAUGGCUGAGUUGGAACUAGAAAAGGAUGAAUUAAAAAAAUCGAAACAGUCGUGGCAUGCUCGUAUAAUAGAUUGCAAAGAGCGGAUGAAAAAAAAUGAGGCAAAAGACGACGGAGUUGAGCAAGAGUUGGAAAAGCUUGAAAAAGAAGGCAAAGAAUUAGAUCGCAAAGAAGAGGAACUGAUGAAAAAGGAGAAAAAAAUGCCAUGGAAUGUUGACACAAUCAGCAAACCUGGCUUCGAAAAGACUGUCUUAAAUAAGAAGCCGGAGCGUAAACAAGAUGAGAAUCUUUCAGAGGAGCAAAGAGAAUUAAAUAUGAAAAAUUUUGUAAAAGAAAAUGAGAAGUUGUGCAAACAGUAUGGCAUGCUGCGAAAGUAUGACGACUCAAAACGCUUUUUGACACAGCAUCCUCAUCUGGUGUGUGAUGAGACUGCCAAUUAUUUGGUUAUAUGGUCCAUUAACUUGGAAAUGGAAGAGAAGCACGAACUGAUGGCGCAUGUGGCUCAUCAAUGCAUAUGCAUGCAGUACAUGCUGGUGUUGGCCAAACAAUUAGAUGUAGAUCCACGAGCAUGUAUUGGAUCGUUCUUCUCAAAAAUACAAAAUUGUGUGCCAGAAUAUCGGCAACAAUUCGAAACCGAUAUUGAAGAUUUUAAGGAACGCAUCAAAAAAAGAGCUCAAGAAAAGAUAAAGGAAGCUUUGGCAGAAGCCGAAGAAGAGGAACGAAAGGCACGUUUGGGGCCAGGUGGACUGGACCCACUGGAAGUAUUCGACACUCUGCCGGAGGAGUUAAAAGCUUGUUUCGAAAGCCGAGAUACUGAACUUUUACAGAAAACUAUAGCUGAGAUGCCAGUGGAGGAAGCCAAACAUCACAUGAAGCGUUGUGUGGAUUCGGGACUGUGGGUUCCCAAUGCAGCAGAUGCCAAUGAAGAUAAUGCUAAAAGCAAAUCAACAGAAAUAGAUUCACCAACAGAAUCGCCAAAAGAGAAGGAAGACAAGGAACCUAUUUACACGGGCGUAAGUUUAGACGACUUAGAUUGAUUUGUAUAAUUGAAAUUCAACUUCAGUGGAAACAUGAGAAGCAGAAUCAUAGCCAUAAAAAAUGUAUCCAUCUAUCAAUCAAAGACAAUUUCUUAUGCCCCUUUGUUACUUCUUGGUGCAUCCUCCGCAACAGUCUCACUCCUCCUGAUAAUACAUGAUAUAAGUCAUAAUAUAACUGUGUAUUGUACAUUAAAAACAAAAACUGUUAAUAGUUUCAAGGGUCAUCAUAAAUUAUAACUUUUCUUCAAAAUCAUUAUUAUCACUAAUAAAUAUGCCUUCAUCUUUGUUAAUCACCUA